Molecule: messenger RNA, 1326 nt
Organism: Cuscuta epithymum
Lineage: Eukaryota; Viridiplantae; Streptophyta; Magnoliopsida; Solanales; Convolvulaceae
Source: the annotation of a GenBank genome assembly
GACUUCAGUCUUCGUACCCGCCCACGCUUGGCUGCGUGCCGCCAACCCCUGCCUUCUCAGUCCAAUCGGCCCUUCUCCUCACCUUUAGGUUUCAAUCGUUCAAUGCUUCACGGAGUUUACGCCUUACACCUUCACCACUUCAGCCUUCAGGUAGACAGAUUUUCAGAUCCACAUUCAGUUUGCCGGUUCACAACUAUUUGAUGUUCGUUAUCAGUGCUCGACCUUUUCCAGUGCUCCAACGUGGUAGUGAGCCAAUAGAGCAUCUUCAAGUUGAUGAGCUCUAGUUUCCCAAGGUCACCAAUGUCUAAUGAUUGUCAGGGGAUUUGAGAGAGUAGGAGCACGUCAUCUUUUAAACUUUGGUUUGAAUUUGAAGUUUAAGGUAAAGAGCUCGAUCAAACAAAUUCACAUGGAAAAUACUCAAACCAGGAGCAAUUCAAGGGGUGCAUUGGUUGUCUUUGAAGGGCUGGAUCGUUGUGGAAAGACAUCACAGUGUAGUAGAUUGGUAAAAUACUUGGAUGACAUUGGGCACUCAGUUCAGGCGUGGAGAUUUCCUGAUAGAAACACCUCUAUAGGCCAAAUGAUAUCUUCGUAUCUCGCCAAUAAGUCUCAUUUGGAUGAUCGUGCAAUUCAUCUGCUUUUCAGUGCCAACCGCUGGGAAAAGAGGUCAUUGAUGGAAGAAACUUUAAACAGCGGAACUACUGUUAUUGUAGAUCGUUACUCUUAUUCUGGAGUGGCAUUUUCAUCUGCAAAGGGACUUGAUAUCCAAUGGUGUAAGAACCCUGAUAUAGGACUGCUUGCUCCAGAUCUAGUGCUGUUCCUUGAUAUAUCACCUGAGAGAGCAGCUGAAAGAGGAGGUUAUGGUGGUGAGAGGUACGAGCAGUUGGAGUUUCAGAAAAAGGUUGCCCAGUCAUACCAUGCCCUUCAGGAUCCAUCAUGGAAGAUUGUAGAUGCAACCCUUCCCAUUGAAGACGUUGAAAUAAAACUGAGAGAAUCUGUGGUAGAAUGCAUGACAGAAUGCCUAGAGGGAAAACCCUUGUUGUCAUUGUGGUCGAACUAGCUUAGUUUGUUUAUGGCCUUUACUCGUAAGGGUCCAUGUUUCUGUAUACUUGUGCAUUACAGUUCCUCUGGCGACUUCUGUGCAAUGUAAGGUAUCAUCACUUAUCAAGUCUUCAGUGACAUUAUUUAGAAUUAAUGUUUUCUUUUUUCUUUCUUGUAAUUUCUGUCCCAAAAAGAUUGCUCUUUGACCACAUUUACCAUUUUUAACCAUUUUGUAAGAUUCUUGUAAGUCAUUGGAUUUUUCUUUUCAUUUUUCAAUUUGUAUGCGGU